UCUCUCCUGUUCCACAGGGAGGACAGACGGGUUGUCCUUUACCACUGUCCACCAGCACUUGAUUAGACAGCAGCCGUUUUACAUGCUCCACCACCAGAAUCCCAUGAUGACACAGAGAACAGCGUGACUGGGAAUUUUUUCUUCCCCAAGCUCUUGUAUCACAGCCGAUCUGGCAGCAGAUUACCUUCUGACACUGUUAAUAGCAUAUAUUGGUUGAUCCAGUCCCUUACUGAAUCUGCUGAGGGAAUUAAAGAAAGCAACUUCAAGUCAGAAAGGUGUGCAUGGAAACAUAUUUAAAAAACAGCUUCAACUAACUUAAGAAAGAACACACACAGCAAAGAUGCAUCUGAAUUCUCUUCCUUUCUUCAUUUUCUUGAUCAGUGGCAUCUUCUGUCAAUAUGAUUAUGAUCCUGCUGGAUAUUAUCCUCCAGACCCAGAUUAUGGUUAUGCUCAUUCCAUGUAUGGGCCAUCUACAGCAGUCUGUGCACCAGAGUGUAAUUGCCCUGUAACCUAUCCAUCAGCUAUGUAUUGUGAUAACCUUAAACUGAAAAAUUUCCCAAUCAUUCCUUCUGGAAUUAAAUACCUAUAUUUACGAAAUAAUAUGAUUGAAGGAAUCGAAGAUAAUGCUUUUAAUAAUGCCACAGACCUGGAGUGGCUAAUCCUAGAUAAUAAUCAUUUGGAAAAUUCAAAAAUUAAAGGCAAAGUGUUUGCCAAAUUAAAGAGUUUGAAAAAACUGCAUAUUAACUACAACAACUUAACCGAAGUUGUUGGGCCACUUCCCAAUACCCUGGAUGACCUGCAAGUCACUCAUAACAAGAUUUCAAAAAUCAACCCCAAUACACUAGAAGGAUUAGUGAAUCUGACUGUUGUUCACCUACAACACAACCAACUGACAACAGAUUCACUUUCUGGGGUUUUUAAAGGCUUGGAUUCACUUUUGUAUCUUGACCUGAGUUACAAUAAACUUUCUAAAUUGCCUCGGGGACUCCCCGCUAAUAUACUGAUGCUAUAUUUUGACAAUAAUGAGAUUACCAACAUUCCUGAUGAAUAUUUCCAAGGUUUUAAAGCACUGCAGUUUUUACGUCUCUCUCACAAUAAAUUGACAGAUUCUGGAAUACCAGGCAAUGCUUUCAAUAUUUCCACGCUUGUUGAGCUCGAUCUCUCCUACAAUCAACUGAAGAGCAUUCCAACAGUUAAUGAACAUCUUGAAAAUUAUUACCUCCAAGUCAAUCAGAUUAACAAAUUUCCAGUGAGCAGCUUUUGUAAGGUUGUUGGAGCCCUCGCUUAUUCCCGGGUCAGACAUCUGCGUUUGGAUGCAAAUAAUCUCACGAGAGCUGAUCUUCCUCAAGAAAUGUACAACUGUCUUCGUAUGGCUGCUGAAAUCUCCCUAGAGUGAGUUGCUAUGCCUCACUUCAUACAGAGGCCAUCCCUAUUUUCCUAUUUCACACCACAGUUACACUUUAAAACUAAAACGAGUCACCUUGCAUAAUAUGUCUAUUGUGUUUGUUAAUAAUCAGCAUGAUUUUGACCUCAUUUUAAAAAAUGUGUAUUUAUACAUAUUCUACUAAGUCUGCAGUGCAAACAUUUUAUAAAGCUCAAAUGUCCCAUAGAAUGUGGACAAUAUUGUUUUCAUGCUUAUUUCUUAGACUGCUUUAGGUAAGACAAUACAAUACAGCCUGAGUUUUAAAAAAUGUUUUUUAAGCACUGGGAUACACACGAUAAACACACCCUAUACUCCAUGUAGGUGUGCAGUCCUACUCAGGUUUGCCAAAGUCAGGUAUCUUCUUAUCUAGAUGGAAUAUUUAGUAUGUUAGGGCUGGACCAUUUAUGUACAUUAUUUUCACAGUUUUCUAUCAAUGUUCUAUGUUGUUUAAUAACUUUGAUUUGCAUUUCAUUGUAAUUAUAUUACGCAGGAAAUCCAUAAUCCAUUAUAGCUAUAUAAACUGAUAAAAUUUGUAGGAAAAUAUAUUUUAAGAACCAAUCAAAUAUGAUUCAUGUGAAGGACUGAGAAAGAUUCUUUUUAUUUUGUUAGUGCCCUUUAUGUUUGUUAAAUAA
Molecule: messenger RNA, 2055 nt
Organism: Euleptes europaea (tarantolino)
Lineage: Eukaryota; Metazoa; Chordata; Lepidosauria; Squamata; Sphaerodactylidae
Gene: LUM
Product: lumican
Exons: 4
Coding region: 341-1396 (351 amino acids)
Molecular function (GO): protein binding
Source: RefSeq, a predicted model, not a curated record